CCAGGAGCCAGGAGCUUCUUCAGUGUCUCCCAUGUGGGUGCAGGGGCCCAAGCACUUGGGCCAUCCUCUGCUGCUUUCCCAGCACAUCAGCAGGGGACUGGAUUGGAAGUGGGCAGCUGGUGCCUGUAUGGGAUGCUGUUGCCACAGGCAGAGGCUUAACCUGUACGCCACAGCGCCAGCCCCUAUAGUAUGACUUAACAGUAAAAAGAAUGGAAUUUUAUUAUCAGGAAAGACUGACUGUCUUAGAGUUGUUUACUCAGAAUAACGUCUUAAGUAUUGGAGAACUAGAAUAUUGCUCCAUAGUAUGUGAGAAGUGGUUUAAAAAAAAAAAAAGGGUUUGUGUACUUAUUUGAAAAGCAGAGUUAUACAAGGAGAGACAGAGUUCUUUGUCCACUAGUUCACUUCCCAAAUGGCCACAAUGGCCAGGGGUUGGCCAGACCAAAGCCAGGAAGCUAGAACUGCAUCUGCGUCUCUCGUGGGUGGCAUGGGCCCAAGUACGUGAACCGUCUUCCCGUGCUUCCCAGGCAGGUUAGCCGAGAGCUGGCUCAGACGCAGAGCCACCAGGACUCAAGCCGCUGCUGAUUUGGGAUGCCGACAUCGCAGGCGGCGGCUUACCCGCCUGCACCCUGACACUGGCUCCGAUGUGACAGGUUCGCGUCUGAUCUUCACAUCUGCUUGUUUUAGUUCUUUUUGUUGUUUUGCAGCUAUGUAUAAAGAAAGGCCUGGAAUUCAGCUAGUGUGAAAAAUAAAAGCUAUCAGGUAAAAAGUUAGGUUUAUUGUGGAUUUUGGGAAAAUAAUGAAAAACUGAAGAAAAAAUUACUUCUAAUAUUACCGCCUGAAGUAGUCGUGCUAUGGUGUGGAAUACUAAGGUAAUUAGUUUGAUUCAGUAGUAAAAAUUGUGAGGAAACAUUAAGUGUUAUCAGCCAGAAGAGUGACAGGAUUCUAAUUAGCUAACAUUUUGAGUACUUCAGUUCUUGCAUGGGUUAUUUAAUGCUUUUGGAUAUAUUAAUCUUUUCCUUAAUCUUCUAGAAGUCAAUCUCCAGUGGCAACACAGUAUAACAUCGUAUGUAUACAGGGUAGUCCUGGGUGGUUGAUAGUCAUUGAAUAUUGCUAGAACUACAUCUUCAGCGAAUCAGCUAUUUCAUACUAGGCAACUAUAAAUAGCUUUCAUGUGAAAUUGCUAAUAAACUAGCUGCUUAAAUGGCUGGGAUUCAACUACUCCUGGUCUGAAAUACAACAGGAUCUCUUUUCUUUAUAUGUACUAGACCUUCAGUAUUUCAACUUUAACUGCAGUCAUCUGUGUAGGAGAUACCCCAACACCUGCCUUCAGGGAGCAGAAUCCUGUAGUGUGGCCAGUGGUGAGCGUGAGAGAAACUAACAGUGAUGUGAAUGAGGAGGGAUACACCUAAGAUGUUACCAUGGAAGAGAGCUGGAGCAGAAUUACUAUUGGUUGGUUAACUCCCCAAGUCCCUAGAAGAAACCGAAAGCCAGGAACCCAGUCCAGAUCACCCACAUGGAUUGCAGGAAACAAUGAACCAUCACUUGCUGCCUUCCAGGGUGUGCAUUAGAGGAAGCUGGAAUUGAAAGUGGAACCAGGACCCAAACCCUGGCAUUCUGAUGUGUGUGCACCUUUUUUUUUUUUCUUUUUAAAGAUUAUUUGAAGGAGUGAGAGAGAUCUUCAGUCCUCUGGUUCACUCCCCAAAUGGCUGCAAUAGCCAGAACUGAACCAGGCCGCAGCCAGGAGCCUGGAACUGCUUCUGGGUUUCUUGAAUGGUUGGCUGGAGCCCAAGGACUUGGGCCGUCUGCUGCCGCUUCCUCGGGUGCAGUAACAGGGAGCUGGAUGGGAAGUGGAGCAGCUGGGACUCAAGCUGGCACCCAUAUGGGACGCUGGCAUUGCAGGUGGUGGCUUAACCUGCCUCACCACAGUGCCAACCCCAUUGUGGGCGUCCUAACAGUGCCUUACACGUAAGGCCAAAUGCAUGUACUUGAAAUGUGUAUUUUCUUUUUUUAAAGAUUCAUUAUUUGAAAGGAAGAUUUAGAGAAAGAUUUUCCAUCCACUGGUUCAGUCCCUAGAUGGCUGCAACAGCUGGAGCUGGGCUGAUCCAAAGCCAGGAGCCAGGCGCUUCCUACAGGUCUCCCAUGCAGGUGCAGGGGCCCAAGCACUUGGGCCACCUUCUACUGCUUUCCCAGGCCAUAGCAGGGAGCUAUAUCAGAAGUGGAGCAGCCGGAACUCGAACCAGUGCCCAUAUGGGAUGCCAGCUCCAGACUUUACCUGCUAUGCCACAGCGCCUGCCCCUGAAACUUGCAUUCUCAAACUAAACCGAUCACUUUGUGUCUCCCCAGUUGGCCAUCAUUACCCAGCUUGGUUUGGCUGGAACAUGAGAUACUGGUGGGAGAAUGACCCAAGAAAGAGUAGUGGAUAUUCCAAGAAAUGAGUUCUGAAUGAAGUAACUGGAUGACCAAAGCCUUGAACAGAAGAACCUGGUGAUUAGGGAGCAGGCGACUGGCACAGGUGAACAGGGUGCUCUGACCUCUGGUCUUGUACCAGAGCACCAGGCGUUGAAGCCCAGCUACCCGCCUCUGCGUCAGCUUCCUGCUAAUGCACACGCGGAUGCAGAAGCCAUGGCUCAAAUGCUUGUGUCCCUGGCAGCCGUGUGGGAGUCGAGCUGGAAUUCCCGGCUUCUCAGCCUGUCAGAGGGAAUGUAUGGCUCUCUCUCUAAUAAAUAAUAAAUUUUGAAUUGCUCUAAUUGUGUGAGUGGAGUUAACGCCUCAAACACUGGCUUACAUAAUCAAAACUUGAGAAGUGAGGCUCUUUAACUCUUUAACACGUCAGGCUCUGCUGCUAACCUAGUUCUGGUUUCCGUUGUUCACUUAUUAAAUAUUUGAGCACCUGCUUUUAUCCGAUAGCCCUGGAGCCUGUGUGCUGUAACUACGUAGCGUGGGUCUGGUGACUGGAGAGGUGCAUUCUUGUGCCCUUGGACGUGGAAGUGCUACAGAAGGGCUGUCCUGCUCCCUGCAAGCUGUUCUGACCAGGGUGCUCUCUGAUGCCUUGGUAUCCCUGGAUUUAUCCAGUGUUAAUAGCAAACACAUAGGGCCGGCGCCGCGGCUCACUAGGCUAAUCCUCCGCCUAGCGGCGCCAGCACACCAGGUUCUAGUCCCGGUCGGGGCGCCGGAUUCUGUCCCGGUUGCCCCUCUUCCAGGCCAGCUCUCUGCUGUGGCCAGGGAGUGCAGUGGAGGAUGGCCCAAGUGCUUGGGCCCUGCACCCCAUGGGAGACCAGGAGAAGCACCUGGCUCCUGCCAUCGAAUCAGUGCGGUGUGCUGGCCACAGCGUGCUGGCCGCGGCGGCCAUUGGAGGGUGAACCAACGGCAAAGGAAGACCUUUCUCUCUGUCUCUCUCUCUCACUGUCCACUCUGCCUGUAAAAAAAAAAAAAAAAAAUAGAGUCACCUGCGCCUGCACCUGUAUCUGCACCUGUACCUUUCUUUCAGGAGGGCGGACGCAGACAGGAGGGCUGAAGGUUGCUCGGCUUGUCAUGGCCUACCCAGGAUACGGAGGAGGGGAUGGUGAAGUGGAUGCUGAAGAACUUCAGAGAUGUUUGACAGAGUCUGGAAUUAGUGGAGCUUAUUCUCCCUUCAGUUUGGAAACAUGCAGAAUUAUGAUUGCCAUGUUGGAUAGAGAUUAUACAGGAAAAAUGGGAUUUAAUGAAUUCAAGGAGCUUUGGGCAGCUCUUACUGCAUGGAAGGAAAACUUCAUGACUAUUGAUCGAGACCGAAGUGGCACAGUAGAGCAUCACGAGUUGAGUCAAUCCAUUGCUAUUAUGGGUUAUAGGUUGAGUCCUCAGACGUUAAAUACUAUUGUUAGACGCUACAGUAAGAAUGGCAGAAUUUUCUUUGAUGAUUAUGUUUCUUGUUGUGUGAAGCUUCGUGCCUUGACAGAUUUCUUUAGGAGAAGAGACCACUUGCAACAAGGAUUUGUGAAUUUCGUGUAUGAUGAUUUUUUGCAGGGCACUAUGGCAAUCUGAAUAUCUAAAAUUUGAAAGUCAAAGAAAUACUGACUUCUUUUGCUUUGAAGAAAUGAACUGGACUACUUUAAAUGAAACUUUUAGGGUUUUUGGGGUUCCUAUUAUUAAAUGUCUUCCUUUACUAUCUAUUUUUACUUUAGCAUAUGGUGCAAAGUAAUAAAGAAUUGGGGGGGAGGGCUGACUUGGCUCACUUGGUUAAUCUAACUCUGCCUACGGUGCCGGCAUCCCUUAUGGGCGCCGGUUCUAGUCCCGGCUGCUCGUCUUCCAGUCCAGCUCUCUGCAGUGGUCCUGGAAGGCAGUGGAGGAUGGGCCAAGUGCUUGGGCCCUGCACCCCAUGGGAGACCAGGAGAAGCACCUGGCUCCUGGCUUCGCAUCUGCGCAGUUCCGGCCUUAGCGGCCAUUUGGGGGAUGAACCAAUGGAAGAAAGACCUUUCUCUCUGUCUCUCUCUCUCUCACUGUCUAUAACUCUACCUGUCAAAAAAAUAAAGAACAGGCUGGCACUGCGGCUCAAUAGGCUAAUCCUUCACCUGCGGCGCUGGCACACUGGGUCUAGUCCCAGUUGGGGUGCCAGAUUCUGUCCUGGUUGCCCCUCUUCCAAUCCAGCUCUCUCCUGUGGCCCGGGAGUGCAGUGGAGGAUGGCCCAAGUGCUUGGGCCCUGCACCCACAUUGGAGACCAGGAGAAGCACCUGGCUCCUGGCUUCGGAUCGGUGUGGUGCGCAGGCUGCAGCGCUUUGGCCGCGGUGGCCAUUGGAGGGUGAACCAACGGCAAAGGAAGACCUUUCUCUCUGUCUCUCAUUCACUGUCCACUCUGCCUGUAAAAAAUAAAUUAAAAAAAAAAAAGAAUUGUUUUAAAUUUGGGAUAUUAUUACUUUUGGAAAUGUAACACUUUGAUAAUCUGCAUAGUGUUAUAAAAUAUUGGUAUUUGCUAAUAAAACAUUUCUUAGUCUUAAUUUUAACCAAAAGACCUAGAAAAAUAUACUUAAAAGAUAUAUUAUAAACACUGCCAAAUAAUGAAAGCUUAGAUAAGACUAAUUUAUACUUAUAUGAAGGUAACAGAUUAUACUUUUAAAUUUUGUUUGUAGUCCUUGGUGUUUGAGGGUCAGCUAGAAAGUAAUGCCUGGAUUUUAUGCCAUCUUUAUAAUAGGCUUUGUUCCUUGGUGACUUAAUAAGACAACAGAACCUUAUGUGUAUUUGCCUUGAAGAAGAAAAUUAUAGUUUCUGAAAGUUUAUCUUACUGUAUAGCGAAUUGUAACAACAAAGGCAUUGUUUUUCCUUUUUAUUUUUUGCAAUAUAUAUUUUAAUAUGUUUUAUUUCUGUGAAAACAAACUGAAACAUUGCUUUUCUCUUUGCAGUCUAUUUCAUUAGUGAAGACAUAGAUAACAAAAUGGCAUCUUCUCUAGAUUUG
Molecule: messenger RNA, 5425 nt
Organism: Oryctolagus cuniculus (rabbit)
Lineage: Eukaryota; Metazoa; Chordata; Mammalia; Lagomorpha; Leporidae
Source: RefSeq, a predicted model, not a curated record